Molecule: messenger RNA, 1689 nt
Organism: Cyprinodon variegatus (sheepshead minnow)
Lineage: Eukaryota; Metazoa; Chordata; Actinopteri; Cyprinodontiformes; Cyprinodontidae
Gene: e2f5
Product: transcription factor E2F5-like
Exons: 8
Coding region: 23-1114 (363 amino acids)
Biological process (GO): regulation of transcription by RNA polymerase II
Cellular component (GO): RNA polymerase II transcription regulator complex
Molecular function (GO): RNA polymerase II cis-regulatory region sequence-specific DNA binding; protein dimerization activity; DNA-binding transcription factor activity, RNA polymerase II-specific
Source: RefSeq, a predicted model, not a curated record
CCUAUUUUUCUGUAGAAAGAAGAUGGAUUUGGAAAAGUCUGUGACUGAACGCUCGACUUCUAGUCGCCGUGAAAAAAGUUUGGGGCUACUCACGAUGAAGUUUGUCAGUCUACUUCAAGAAGCUAAGGAUGGCGUUCUUGACUUAAAAGUGGCUGCACACAGCUUGGCAGUGAAGCAGAAGAGGAGGAUUUAUGACAUCACCAACGUCCUGGAAGGUGUUGGGCUAAUUGAAAAGAAAAACAAGAACAUCAUCCAGUGGAGGGGUAAGAACAGAGGGAGCCAAAGUGAGGAGGUGUUGGAGCAGAUUAGAGUUUUAAAAGCCCAAAUCUCUGAGCUGGAGGUUCAAGAGAAGGAGCUGGAUGACCAGAAGGCCUGGGUGGAGGAGAACAUCGAACAACUCCACCAUGAUCCAGACAUCCAUGCAUACAGAUUUGUGACGCAUGAAGACAUUUGUGAUUCUUUUAGUGGAGACACCCUUCUGGCUGUUGUUGCUCCUUCUGGAACCCAGCUGGAGGUGCCUCUUCCUGAGAUGGUUCAAAGUGGCCAAAAGAAAUACCAAGUGAACAUGCGCAGCCACUCAGCUCCCAUCCAAGUGAUGCUCAUCAACAGGGAUUCCAACUCCAGCAUGCCUGUGGUCUUUCCUAUACCACCCACUGAUGGUAUAUGUCUGAUGCCAACUCCUCCCAGUGCGCCUGUCAGCCUGCAGAAGUACCCCCUCCUAAACGGUGCUGCAACUACAUCCAACACCUCGUCCUCCUGCUGCAGCCAGGAUUCUAUCUCCUCAGACCAGCAGAUGGCGCUGCCAGACAACGAUAAAGAGCUAACUUCAUCCUCUGCCACGGGUGAUGUGCAGAUGGAGUGUCAGAGUGAAUCAGUGGCAGCAGUAGUGUUGGAUCAGCAGCAAAUAGACGUGGAGGACCCAGAGUACCAGGCUGAUCUGGAUAUUGGCCACCUGCUAAGAUUAAGCACUGGCGGCAGCAUGAGAAACAACAGAGAUGGAGCUGUUGACCUUAUUGAUGACCUAAUGUCUGCUAAUGGUAUAGAUUACAGCUUCAAUCUGGAUGACGGUGCAGGAGUGUGUGACCUGUUUGAUAUGCAGAUCCUCAAUUACUGAUCUCUGAUGGUGUCUCAGCAUCCUGCCUACACUCUGUUGCCCUCUUUAUAAAAACACCUCCAAGAAUUAAUUCCUGUUUUGUUAGUAUUGCACAGCUGCUACUUCGUGUGCCAUUAUUGCCUUUAAAAAACAUAUCUGGUCAUCUUUACUGUCCAACUGUACACCCAACACACUACAGUGAACUUCUGACAAUAGAACAAUUGCCUAAAUGCAUUUAUUUUAUGCAACUGCAUGUUGGGUUUUUUUGCAGUUUAUUUUUUUACAAUAAUUUGUAUUCAUUCAGAGUGGAUUUAGUUUACUUUUUGUGUUUCAACCAAGGUUGAGUAUAUUUUGAGAAUGUACCCUCUUUUUUUAUAUGUCAAAUUGACCACUUCUGUCACAGUUCUGUUUCUUAAAAAUGUGGCAUGCAGAGAAUUAAGGUGUUGGCUUAUUUGUUUUGCUGUAUCAUUAAAAAAGCCAGAAUGUUUUCUGUUGUUUGUUACAGACACUGCCUUUUGGUCAUAUCACAAUUGUAUAUUAAAAUAAUUAAUUUUAUACGUAAUUUAAUUAUAUAAGGCUCAAUUGUUCUGAUAUUU